AGACGAACUCGCAGCCCCUUUUCCUCAGCCUAAUUCGGCUAGUGCGGCUCGACUGAGCCGCCUCCAGAACGGGCUAAAGCGGGGCCCUAGCUCGAGCGAUAUCAAUAGUAAUAUUGAUAAGGAACACCAAAACCACGGAAACCACCACCAGUACCAGAAUCAAGCUUCAAACGAAGCUAAAUUACUGAUUCGUCAAGCCCGGGACUUAAUAGUCAAAGCUAUUACUAUUACUCCGUCACAUGACCAGCAAUCUCGACUACUAGAUCUAGUAGAAAUCUUCAGAGAAUACACUGAAUUCGGCCGCAUCCGCCAUACUAGUACUUUACUAGCCUCCCAAGUAGCAAACCUCGAAAAUACUACUAAACGGAUCGAAAUUCAAGCAAGAACUCAAGCUAAACCAGAUACUCAAGCUAUUCAAGCUAAAACUACCUCCGGAAAGCCUACUUGGGCUAAAAUCGCUACUCAAGAACUACCACACUCGGAAAAGGACUGGACUAUAGUAUCACACACUAAUGGUUCUAGUGCCCGUAAUACUAGUACAAAAUCUAUAGCCCUCUCUAGGAAAAGCACCUUCCUACUAGCUCAUAUAGAGCAGGCUAGCUUGUUUUCAGCUAUUUCCGUCCGCAAUUUGCUUAAUAAUGCUUUCCGCGCUAAGGGAAUCAAGGGACUAGUAAUCUCUAUAGUCUCUCUUUCCUCAAAGGGUAAUAUUAUAGUUAAUACUACCCCUGAGUUCAACUCUGACUUUUUGGUUCAAAACGAAGCUACUAUAAAGGGGGUACUUCCCUUAGUAAAAAGCAUAUAAAAAGGAGAGCCCUGGUAUAAAGUUAUUAUCCACGGUCUACCUAUUCGUGAAGACUCAGGCCUCCAGCGAGCCGGUUCAGUAGUAGUAGCAUUCCCUACCGAGAUUCAAGCUAAUAGAGCUAUUAAAAACAGACUCCUUAUAGCCGGAAUCUCUGCUAAAGUAGUAAAAUACCAUACUAUCUCUAGCACUGCGCAGUGUACUAAGUGUGCAGGGUACGGGCACUUAGACUCUAUUUGCAAAAAAGACCCUAAGUAUUUGCUAUAUAGUGAGGAGCACGUGACAGAGAAUCAUUUCUGCUCUAUCUGUAAAAAGAAGGGUAAAAAAUGCCCCCACGUGACUACUAAAUGCGCCAACUGCUCUAGUACUACCCACUUAGCUAGUUCUAAG
Molecule: messenger RNA, 1189 nt
Organism: Hyaloscypha bicolor E
Lineage: Eukaryota; Fungi; Ascomycota; Leotiomycetes; Helotiales; Hyaloscyphaceae
Exons: 3
Source: RefSeq, a predicted model, not a curated record